UUGUUCAAACAAUGGAAGCUCAAACUAUCAAUAAUCUUCUCAACCAAUUACCAAUUGAAGGAGACAUAAGUCCUCAACCAAUUAAACCUAUUGCUGAGGAACUGAAUGUUCAAAAAGAUCCAAAUGAAGAUUUAACUACUGAUCAACAAAAUAUUAGUUAA
Messenger RNA from Racocetra persica, 161 nucleotides. The record is from the annotation of a GenBank genome assembly. Lineage: Eukaryota; Fungi; Glomeromycota; Glomeromycetes; Diversisporales; Gigasporaceae.